AUGGAGGUGACAAGAUCAAAGGAAUGGAUCUUUAUCCCACAAGGGAAAUACACUCUUGUCCUGUUAAAAGAAACUUGUAUGACUGGAUGUAAACCUGUUGACACUCCUAUAGAGUUCCAUGCGAAACUGGGAGAUUCUGUUGACAAAUUUCCUGUUAAUAAAGAGAGGUAUCAACAUCUAGUAGGAAAGUUAAUUUACUUAUCUCACACUAGACUAGAUAUUUUCUAUGCUAUCAGUGUUGUUGGUCAGUUUAUGCAGGCACCCUAUGAAGAACAUAUGAAAGCUAUGAAUCGGAUUCUGAGAUAUUUGAAAAGUUCUCUAGGUAAAGGUCUAAUGUUCAGGAAAAUUGAUAAGAAAUGCAUGGAGGCUUAUACCGACUCUAAUUGGGCAAGAUCAGUUAUUAACGGAAAGUCUACCUCUCGAUACUGUACUUUUAUGUGGGUAACCUAG
Molecule: messenger RNA, 450 nt
Organism: Benincasa hispida (wax gourd)
Lineage: Eukaryota; Viridiplantae; Streptophyta; Magnoliopsida; Cucurbitales; Cucurbitaceae
Source: RefSeq, a predicted model, not a curated record